AUGAAUGGUCGGACAUUUUUGUCCAAAUUGGAUGAUGAAGAAAAGAUAAUUAAAUCAAAAGCAGAUGCUUAUAAUAAAUUAGUUCAAACAGAUGAUAAUCGAUUAAAUGAAGAUGUUCGUACUGAUAUUAAUGCUGUUAUUGGUGAAGUUAAUUUAUUAUUAAGAGGUAAACUUAAACAAUUUCGUGGUUUAUGUGAAAGAAAUGUGGAAAAAUCAAAUGCUAACGAACCAAUACCACUUGACAGUGAUCUUGAAGGUUUUUGGGAUAUAACAUAUCCACUUAUUGAUAAAGUUAAAGAGAAAUUUGCUAAACUUGAUCAACGUAAAGCUAAGCAAUGGGCUCCAAUUGAAGAAUAUGAUCCACAUGAUGUUAAUAAUCGUCCUCGUGUAGUCGAUGAUCGUCUUAAACAACUUCAACCUCAACAAAAUAAAUCAUCAAAAAUUCCGACAACAAAAGCAUCAAAUGAUGAUUUAAAAAAAUUAAUUCAAGAACGAAGAAAAGCAGCUGCUAAUACAACAAAUCAAAAUCAUGAUGUUGAAAUAUUCGUCGCACAUAAAUAA
Messenger RNA from Rotaria sordida, 561 nucleotides. Lineage: Eukaryota; Metazoa; Rotifera; Eurotatoria; Philodinida; Philodinidae. The record is from the annotation of a GenBank genome assembly.